UCACCAUAUUCCAAACAUUCGACAAUCUGUCACAAUCAAAAUUCAAAACAAAAGAUAAAUACCAUCUUAACUGCGAAAUUUGGUGUUUCACGGUCUUAGUUUUAUUUAUUACCCACGGAUUCACUGUUUUUUUUCAAGCGAUAUUUGUUGCGCGAUAGAUUCUCCAUCCGUGUUUCUUUACUGUUUUGCUUGAUUGUAAAAUAAUGACUACCCGCUGAAACAUCGAGGCGAAGUGAUUGCAUAACGUUAAUCGAUAGCCGACAUUUUUCUGUGAAAGUUCCCAAUCAGCUGAUUUCUGUCGCUGUAUUUGAGCGACCAAUAUCUUCCACAUACUCGCGAGAAUUAUGGAUACAACACCCAUCACGACGUUGAAACUCCUCAUAAUUGGGGAAUCUGGAGUUGGGAAAUCCAGUUUAUUGCUCCGAUUUACGGAUGACACCUUUGAUCCUGAACUGGCUGCGACGAUUGGUGUGGAUUUCAAAGUCAAAAGUCUAAAUGCCAACGGCAACGUGGUCAAAUUGGCCAUCUGGGUAAAUGGUUGUCGGGAAUUAGUGGAGUCAUAUUUGGAACUCUUGCUGAUCGGUUUUUGUUUGCAGGAUACAGCGGGGCAGGAAAGAUUUCGGACCUUGACGCCAAGUUAUUAUCGAGGUGCCCAAGGAGUUAUCCUGGUGUACGAUGUCACAUCGAAAAGCUCCUUUCAGAAACUGGAAAUGUGGCUAGGCGAGGUGGACUCAUACGCGAAUAAGCCCGGGAUGGUGAAAAUGUUGGUUGCCAACAAGAUUGACCAAAGGACGGAGCGAGUUAUCACCCGAGAAGACGGGCUGAAAUUUGCACGCAAACAUUCGAUGCUCUUUAUAGAAUGCAGUGCUCGUACGGCAGAUGGAGUGGUCACCGCCUUCGAAGAGCUGGUGGAGAAAAUUCUCCAGACUCCUGGAUUGUGGGAACAGAACAUUGCUAAGGGAAUAAAUCUCAGUGAGAAAGCAGAAACUGACGCCCCUUCUGGCGGUUGCGGUGGAUAUUGUGAAUUAGUAUGAAACUAUUUUCGCUUCCUUGAAUGGAAUCUUAAUUCUGUGGAUUUGCCUUUCGGACAAAACCCUGUUGUGCUCUGACGCCUCUGUGCAAUGCCUAAAAACACCUACCAUGUUUAGUGAUUUUGUUUUUUUAAUACUUCCGGAUUUAUUGUUUGCUAUACUUCCCAUCUUUACUGGUUGUACAGUAUAGAUUUUGUUUUGUGAAUUAAUAAAAUGUUCAAGGAUCUUG
Messenger RNA from Paramacrobiotus metropolitanus, 1260 nucleotides. RefSeq names its product ras-related protein Rab-18-like. The transcript is spliced from 5 exons. Gene Ontology annotation, molecular function: GTP binding; GTPase activity. The record is from RefSeq and is a predicted model, not a curated record. The coding region runs from base 345 to 1034 and encodes 229 amino acids. Lineage: Eukaryota; Metazoa; Tardigrada; Eutardigrada; Parachela; Macrobiotidae.